ACAAGGCGUGCGAGCGGCCUUCUUUUACAAUUUCAGGAAAGUUCAAGGAAGUAGCAUUGCAGAUGAAGCGAACCUACUUUCAUGAUAGUUUUUUUUUAGGAAAAAUAUUAUUGUUUUCGUUGCUGAAGAUGUUACUCUAGCAAACUUUCUAUAUUGCUUCUCCCGAAGUUGCUGGUUAAUUUUUGCAGAGUGAUUAAAGUAGGAUGGCUUCUUCUUCUUCCACUACGGUUGAAGUGAAAAAGCAUGAUGUAUUCCUCAGUUUCUGUGGUGAUGACACCCGCCACACGUUUGCCAACACUUUACAUGAAAUUUUGCAGAGCACUGGUAUUGAUGUUUUCAUCGAUUACAGUUUUCAGAGAGGAGAGCACAUUUCUUCAUAUCUUAUGAAGAAAAUUUCGCAUUCCAUGAUUUCAGUUGUCAUUUUCUCGAAAGGUUAUGCAUCUUCAAGAUGGUGUCUGGAAGAACUUGUGAAGAUCUUGGAGUGCAGGAAUACGGAAAAACAGGUGGUAAUACCAGUUUUCUAUCGUGUCAAUCCAUCAGAUGUAAGACAUCAAACUGGAUUUUUCGGAGACGGAUUUGCAAAUCUUCUAGUAAGUAUGGAUGAGGGGAAGUUAGAGAGGGUACAAAGGACAGAAGAACAAUGUAAAGAGAAGGUGCUGCAGUGGAAGAAUGCUUUGAGAGAAGCAGCUAAUAUAUCCGGCCGAUCAACUGAAGAGGACCCGUUCGAUUAUAGUCUUGCAAAUAAAGUUGUCCAAGAUAUUUGGUUGACACUAAACAAAAUGAUACCGACUAAUAAUUACGGAGAUUUGGUUGGUGUUGCAUCAACCAUCCCCCAUGUUAUAGAUUUAUUGAGCACUCCGUUGGAAAAUGUCCAUGUUAUAGGAAUUUGGGGAAUGCCUGGUAUAGGUAAGACAACUAUUGCAAAUUGUGUAUUCAACCAAAUAAGAAGUCGUUUUGAGGGUUCUUAUUUUGCUAACAAUAUUAGGGAAAAAUCAAUGAGUCCUAACCAACUAGAACCAAUGCGACAAGAACUUCUUUCAACUAUUUUUAAACGUGCUGAUUUGGUGAUAAAUUCCAAAGCAACAGAAACAAUGUUUAAACGAAAACGGGUUUUUAUUGUUUUUGAUGAUGUGACAACUUUUAGUCAAAUAGAAUAUUUAGUUGGAGAUAUGUAUUCCUUAGGUAAAGGAAGUCGAAUUAUUAUAACAACUACAGAUAAACAAGUACUUCGAAAUUGUGGAGUGUAUGAAAGAUAUAUAUAUGAGAUGAAGGGAUUGCCUGAGGAUGAAGCUCUCAAACUUUUUAGUUGGUACGCUUUUAAGCAAAGUAAUCCUGACAAAGAUUAUGAUGACCUAUCAAAAAGGGUUGUAAAAUAUGUUGAAGGUGUUCCAUUAGCUCUUAAAGUGUUGGGUUGUUAUUUACUUGGUAAGUCAAAACAAAUUUGGGAAAGUGCAAUAAAUAGAUUAGAAAUAAUUCCUCAUAAGGAUAUUCACAAUGUACUAAAAGUAUGUUACCAGGGACUGAGUGAUGAUGAACAAAAUAUGUUUCUAGAUAUUGCAUGUUUCCUUAAGUUGGAGGAUAUAGAAUUUGUGAUGGAUUUCUUGAAUGCUUGUUACUUGGAGGCUGGAAUCGAAGUAAGUGUUCUCAAAGACAAUUGUCUCAUGAACAUAUCGAGAGAUAAUAAGGUAACAAUGCACACUUUGCUUCAAGAUAUGGGAAGGGAAAUUGUCCGACAAGAAUCCCCAAGAAAUCCUGGUACACGUAGCCGUUUAUGGUACUAUAGAGAUAUUGAUAGUGUAUUGAAGGAAAACAAGGUGUCUAAUGCAAUCGAAGGCAUAUGUUUAGACAUGUCUCAGCAAGCAGAGAACAUAUACUUACAACCUUCUUCUUUAGGAGUGAUGGAUCAACUGAGAUUCUUUAAACUACAUAACUCAGUGGAUAAUAUCAAUAAGGUGCAUGUUUCCCACAAGCUUAGUUUUAUUUCUUCUGAGCUACGAUACGUAUGCUGGUAUGGAUGUCCAUUGGAAUCAUUGCAGCCAAAUUUUCUGUCAAAGAACCUUGUUGCACUUGACAUGCCUCAUAGCCAUAUUGAACAACUUUGGUCAAGUGUUCAGCUUGUUAAUUUGAAACGUAUUGAUCUAAGUUUUUCCAAACGUCUGAGAAGCCAAGAUCUCUCAUUGACUCCAAAUGUUAAAAUUUUGGUUCUGGAAGGUUGUACAAGUUUACAUGAGAUUUCCUCGUCCAUUCACGGUUGCAAAUAUGAGCUUCAUAUGUUAAAUCUAAGGCACUGCAGAAGCCUUGAGAGUCUUCCAACAGACAUUCAUGUAGCAUCUUUCGAAAAAGUUAUCUUUUCUGGAUGUUUGAAACUCAAGCAAUUUCCACAGGCCUCGUGGGAUAUGAAAGAGAUAUAUUUAGAUGAAACUGCAAUCGAGGAUUUGCCCUCAUCAAUAGAGAAUUUAUCCAGACUAGUUAUAUUAAAUCUUAAGGACUGCUUAAUGCUUCAGGGGCUCCCAAGCAAUAUCUACCAGUUGAAAUCUCUUCAAUAUCUCAAUCUGUCGUGGUGUUUAAAACUUGAUGGAUUGCCUGAUAAAUUGGGAAAUUUAGAAGCUUUGAGGGUGCUUAAAGCAGAGAGGGUGGCUACAAGAGAAGUACCGACAUCCAUUCUAAAUUUAAGGUGUCUAGAAGAGUUAGAUCUGACCAACUGUGGUAUUGUGAAGUUGCCGAACAAUCUUGGUCAGUUAUCAUCGCUAAAAUGUUUACUUCUUGGCAGAAACUUCUUUAACAGCAUUCCAGAAAGUAUAGAACACUUGUCUGAAUUAUCUUAUCUUGAUGUAAGCUAUUGCGAGAGCCUUCAAAUCCUGCCAAAGCUUCCAAGCAAAUUAGGCAAUAUAAAUGCAAACAAUUGCAUAAGUUUACGAGAUCUUCUGAAAAGAGAUUUUUCUCCCAGCAUAAGAUUUAACUUCAGCAAUUGUUUCAAACUGAAUCAAAAUUCCUGCAGUCAAAUUAUGAGACAAUUUCGAGUGUCAGCGAAUCUUCAAAUUUCAAGGGGAUCGGGACAGGAAAUUUUUCUAGAAACUGAUAGAAGUUAUUUCUGUUUUCCGGGAAGUGAAGUUCCAGAAUGGUUUACCUUGUGUGCUGCAGGUUCUUCUGUAACGUAUCCAUGGGCAAAUAUUUGCAGUAGUGAAUUGACUUCUCUUCUUAUCUGUGUUGUGGUGGAGUUUCGAGACUAUAAUAAAGACCAAGGUUUGGCGAUUGGCUUGGACUGGUUGCUCAAGAGAGAAUAUGGUGCAGAAGAAGUUAUCCACGGAACUUGGAGUGUAUGGGACAAUGGUACUGGACCCGACUAUGUGGAAUCAGAUCACGUAUUCCUGGGAUUUUAUCCUGCUUUCAAGUUCGAUGAUCCACUUUUACCUAGAGGUGAAAGAUAUCGUGACAUAGGCAUCCGAUUUCAUGUUCAGAAUUCAUAUGCUGAAAGACUACACUACUGCAACGUAAAGAAGUGUGGUUUUCUUGGUCGAUAUCUGAUUCCAGACAAGGACCCUUCUGAUUUAUACUUCGAUGCUCACUUAGAAUAGUAAAAGACGAAGAAACUGCCAACAAAAAGUGGUGAGAUUAUCCCUUUCACUCUAAACCUAUAAUAGAGAAUGGUGGAUCAGACAAAAUAUUAUUUAUAGAUGUAUGUAAUGUAAACUUGGUAAAGUGAUACUUAUUGUAUGAAUAAUUUUGAAGGAGCUCUCAUUAUCACAUGUAACAAGUAAGUCACUCUUUCUAUCUUUGCUUUUUGGAAUUAUGACCUAUAAGAAGCACAUUGACUCUUAAAACAUA
Mangifera indica (mango) is the source of this 3825-nucleotide messenger RNA. RefSeq names its product disease resistance-like protein DSC1. Bases 204 to 3575 code for a protein of 1123 amino acids. NCBI's taxonomy places the organism in Eukaryota, Viridiplantae, Streptophyta, Magnoliopsida, Sapindales, Anacardiaceae. The transcript has 7 exons. Gene Ontology annotation, biological process: signal transduction; defense response. Gene Ontology annotation, molecular function: ADP binding. The record is from RefSeq and is a predicted model, not a curated record.